AUGCUAGGGGUCCUUCUGAUCAUCUGGAUUAUCCCGGUAAAUACGGCCGACCUACAAAAGAUAUGGUUCGGCCGGUGGGCGAUCUUCGAAGGCCGGGAGCGGAACGGGGUCUACAACUACAAAGCUCUCCUCUGCGCGCUGAUUCUCGUCGAGCUCCCGUGGCAUUUUCUACUUUAUACGCUAGUCUUCGUCUGCAGCUUCUGGACGAUCGGGUUCGCGAGCAGCCCUGCGAUCGCCGGCUUCAGCUACUUUAUAUUUCUCCUGCUGUCCGUCUUCGGCACGGGGUUCUACUAUCUAAUAGCAACCUUCUUCUUCACGCCGACUAUAGCGGGCUACGCGAACUUCCUCUUCUAA
Molecule: messenger RNA, 354 nt
Organism: Aspergillus aculeatinus CBS 121060
Lineage: Eukaryota; Fungi; Ascomycota; Eurotiomycetes; Eurotiales; Aspergillaceae
Exons: 1
Coding region: 1-354 (117 amino acids)
Cellular component (GO): membrane
Molecular function (GO): ABC-type transporter activity
Source: RefSeq, a predicted model, not a curated record